UAAUCUCUCUGCUGGCCUCUCUGCAGGCUCCUGGGACCAUGGGCCUUGGGCCCUGAGGAAUAGGGCUCCCUGUGGCCAUGACGACAGGCGACUGCUGCCACCUCCCAGGCUCCCUGUGUGACUGCUCUGGCAGUCCAGCCUUCUCCAAGGUCGUGGAGGCCACAGGCCUCGGGCCACCUCAGUAUGUGGCGCAGGUGACUUCAAGGGAUGGCCGGCUCCUCUCAACUGUCAUCCGGGCCUUGGACACACCAAGUGACUGUCCUUUCUGCCGGAUCUGUCAUGAGGGAGCCAAUGGGGAGAGCUUGCUGUCCCCGUGUGGCUGUACCGGCACUCUGGGAGCCGUGCACAAGAGCUGCCUGGAGAAGUGGCUUUCUUCAUCCAACACCAGCUACUGUGAGCUGUGCCACACGGAGUUUGCAGUGGAAAAGCGGCCCCGACCUCUCACAGAGGAUGUGUUUGGAGGUCUCAUUGUCAGAGAUGCUCUUGAAGACUGGACUUCCUACCAGAAGCUCAUAAUACAGCAUCCCAACUGAGACCUAGUUUUGGGG
Castor canadensis (American beaver) is the source of this 548-nucleotide messenger RNA. The record is from RefSeq and is a predicted model, not a curated record. NCBI's taxonomy places the organism in Eukaryota, Metazoa, Chordata, Mammalia, Rodentia, Castoridae.